Molecule: messenger RNA, 3392 nt
Organism: Salvia miltiorrhiza (redroot sage)
Lineage: Eukaryota; Viridiplantae; Streptophyta; Magnoliopsida; Lamiales; Lamiaceae
Product: 4-hydroxyphenylpyruvate dioxygenase-like
Exons: 2
Coding region: 45-1490 (481 amino acids)
Biological process (GO): L-tyrosine catabolic process
Molecular function (GO): 4-hydroxyphenylpyruvate dioxygenase activity
Source: RefSeq, a predicted model, not a curated record
AACCCAUUAACAUAAAAAUAUUUGUGGCUAUCAGCUGCAUUCAUAUGACAAGUAUACGUCUCUCUCUCUCCUCAUUUCUCUCUCUAAAAGCUCCACCUCUCCGCCGCCGCCACCACCACCGCAGACUCACUCUCACUCUAAAACUCGAAGCAUCUAGCUCCUCCACCCAAACAAUGGGCCAAGAAUCUGCCGCCACCAUCGCCGUGGAGCCCGCUGUGGUGCACGGCCGAUUCAAGCCGGCGGCGCGCAAGAAUUUGGUCGUCCGGGCCAACCCCAGGUCCGACCACUUCCCCGUCCACCGUUUCCACCACGUGGAGUUCUGGUGCGGCGACGCCACCAACGCCGCCCGCCGCUUCUCGUGGGGCCUCGGCAUGCCCCUCGCCGCGAAAUCCGACCUCUCCACCGGCAACUCCGCCCACGCCUCCUACCUCCUCCGCUCCGGCGAGCUCUCCUUCCUCUUCACCGCCCCUUACUCCCCCUCCAUCGCCGACCCCUCCUCCGCCUCCAUCCCCACCUUCGCCCCCUCCGCCCACCUCGCCUUCACCUCCUCCCACGGGCUCGCCGUCCGCGCCGUCGCAAUUCAGGUCGACUCCGCCUCCUCCGCCUACGCCGCCUCCGUUGCUCGCGGCGCCAUUCCCGUGUCCCCGCCGGCCCUCCUCUCCGACGGCAAGACCUCCAUCGCCGAGGUGCACUUGUACGGCGACUCCGUUCUCCGCUACAUCAGCACCGCCGGCGGCGCCAACGAGUGGCUCCUCCCCGGCUUCGAGCCGGUGUUAAACGACCAAGAACUGGAUUAUGGGAUUAGAAGACUCGAUCACGCUGUCGGCAAUGUGCCGAAGCUCGAACCGGCCGCCGAAUACUUAAAGAAAUUCACCGGUUUCCACGAGUUCGCCGAGUUCACGGCUGCCGAUGUCGGGACGGCCGAGAGCGGGCUGAAUUCGGUGGUGCUGGCGAACAACAAUGAAAAUGUGCUUUUCCCUUUGAAUGAGCCGGUUUUUGGGAUGAAGAGGAAGAGCCAAAUCCAGACUUAUUUGGAGCACAAUGAGGGGGCUGGGGUGCAGCAUUUGGCGUUGGUGAGUGAGGACAUUUUCAAGACUUUGAUGGAGAUGAGGAAGAGGAGCUCCGUGGGCGGGUUCGACUUCAUGCCGUUGCCACCGCCUACUUACUACCGGAAUCUCAAGAGCAGGGCGGGGGAUGUGCUCAGUGAUGAGCAGAUUGAGGAGUGUGAGAGGCUGGGGAUCUUGGUGGAUAGGGAUGAUCAAGGGACUUUGCUGCAGAUUUUCACCAAACCAGUUGGUGAUAGGCCGACCAUCUUCAUAGAGAUAAUUCAGAGAAUAGGGUGCAUGAUGAAAGACGAAGAAGGGAAGAUCUACCAAAAGGGCGCAUGUGGAGGAUUCGGGAAGGGGAACUUCUCGGAGCUCUUCAGGUCUAUCGAAGAAUAUGAGAAAAUGCUCGAAGCAAAAAUGGGCACGAGAGCAGCAGCGUCGUGACUGCCCCAACGGCUAAAAUAGCAGGUAGAUAUGAACACUCUUGAUAUGUACAAAAAUGAUUUGUUCAUGUUAUAUAAUGUGACAGCAGUUACUGUAUGAUACUAUAAAUUUAUCAUACUAAAUGAAAAUACCUCCUUGGGCUUCGAAGCAUGCCUUCGUGUUCGCUCGUAUUUGUGUUUUGUUUAGAGGAUUUCUUUGAUUUUAUUUGUUUUUGUUGCUUCGUCUGUUCGUGUUUGUGUUCAUGCUCGUGUAUUCGGCCGAUCAUGUUUUUGGAUUUUGUUUGCUUGCCGUAGGUGGAAAUCGAAUUCAUAACCUUUGUGUUUGUUCGAAUUCGUGUUUUAUUUGAAGGGUGGGUUUCUUUUGAGUUUAUUUGUUUUCGUUGCAUCGUCUAUUCGUGUUCGUAUUUGUGUUUGUGAUCUUGGAUCUUAGUUUCUUUUACAAACGUUGUGGCCACUGUCGUAGGUGCUUACAUUCUAGAGAUAUUGGUAUUUGACAUGUUUAUUUGUUGCUUCUGUUCCCUCGUCUAUGAAAAAGUUAUCACAUCGUGGACAAUACAAGUUUUAAUAAAAUGUGAUCGAAGUUAUUAGUGAAGUAAAUAAUUCAUUUUAAAUGCGAGUGAAGUUGUGCAGACUUUACUACUAUAAAUAAUGGUGGCAAUUUUUUUCAUGGACAAACUAAAAUCAAAAUUACUGUGAAUUUUUUGUGGAUGAAGAGAGCACGAACCUUUUAAUUUUGAUCAAAUUCAUAAAGCGAUCUAAACUACAAUUUAAUUGCAAAUUUAAAGUUUAUAUCUUUUUUUGACAAUGUAGAGAAAGUAAAUAAAGCAACAAAAUAGAAAGGGACUGCCGUAUAUCGAAAUUAAAAUGUACACGCAAAAUUAUUUAUAUGGAACAAAUUUUACGAUGUGAAUAUAUAUUAAUAAGUUUUAAUAGUAUUGUAUACCAUCAUUAUUUACAUAAAAUCAAAUAUAAAAUACUCUAAACACUACGACAACAUUAUAAAUUUUGAUUAAAAUUUCGAUGAUUAUACGAAAAAUUUCAUACAAUUCGUAUAACAAUAUAAGAAUUAUAUGAAUUUUUUUGUAUAAUUAUCAAUUUUGUGUAAGAACAUUAAAUCACUCAACUAAAAAGAUUAAAUUGUAAUUAAUGACGAAAAGUGGGGGACCGAUGCGAAAAUUAUGAUCCCUCUUGGAAGUGGAGGAACCGUAGGCAGCCCCACCGCAGACGGAAGUGGUACAACAUCUAAAGCGAAACGUCCAAAAACCGCAUCUCCGAGCGAGACGUAUCAUUCCCCAAACAUUCCGACAGCUAGAGAGAGAAGCACCCGCCGGCCAUGGUUUUAGAGAGAGAGAUGGAGGAGGAGGACGACGAGGAGGAGGCAAUGCUGAAGAAGGCAGAGGAGGAGAGCGAGAGUAACAGCAGUAGUAACGACGCUUCGUCGUGGAGCCGGAAGAUGAUGGUGGAGGAGGCGGCGCGGAGGCUCAAGGGCGGAGAUCUCAGAGCGAAAAUCGAGGCGGCGAGGGAUGUGAGGAAGCUUGUCAGGAAGUCGUCCAGCUCCAAUUCCAAGUCCGCUGUGCGCUGCCGCUUCGCCGCCGCCGGAGCUAUCGAGCCGCUCGUUUCGAUGCUCCACGGCUCGCUUCCCCUCGCAGCUCGGGAGGCCGCGCUCCUCGCGCUCCUCAACCUCGCUGCUCGGAAUCAGAGGUCAUUUCUCUCUCUCUCUCUCCCGCGCUCGCGCGCGCUUUAUUCACUUUUUAUUUUUAUUUCUGAAAUUGCUGAAACAUGUACUAUAUUUUUAUUCCGUGAAUCAAUUGAUGAUUAGAAUCGUUUCUGGUGAAUGUUAUAUCUGAAAUAGAGAUCGAGUUUGAGAUUGCUGGAUAUGUAAUUUGAUGUGUGUUCGUGCUCA